UGGAAUUGAUCUAUAAAUAAGGAAAUAAAUAAAAAGCGUAAACAUUUGAAAAACAACAAAAAUAAAUAAAAACAAACAAAUAUGCCAGAGGUAAUACAAUUAGCUGGUGUCCUUUCCGGCCACAGUGGCUGGGUUACUCAGGUGGCGCCGCAUCCGUACGAUCAGGAUCUGUUGGUAUCAUCGUCCCGGGACAAGACCAUCAUCGUGUGGCGUUUGACUCGUGAGAGCCAGAAUAACUAUGGGUAUACGCUGAAACGGAACUAUGGGCACUCGCACUUCAUCAGCGACGUGGUGCUCUCUUCCGAUGGCAAUUUCGCGCUGUCCGGUUCCUGGGAUCGCACCAUACGGCUGUGGGAUUUGACAGCCAGCGCCACGACGCAUCGCUUUGAAGGACAUGCCAAGGAUGUGCUUUCGGUGGCCUUUUCCCCAGACAAUCGACAGAUAGUCUCGGGCUCGCGUGAUCGCACCAUCAAGCUGUGGAACACGCUGGCGGAUUGCAAGUACACCAUAACCGAUGACUGCCAUACCGAUUGGAUAUCUUGCGUGCGCUUCUCACCCAAGCAUUCCAAUCCGUUGAUCGUCUCGUGCGGCUGGGAUCGCACCGUGAAGGUCUGGGACUUGACCCACUGCAAGCUGCGUAAUAAUCAUCAUGGACACACUGGCUACCUAUCCACGGUGGCCGUCUCGCCGGACGGCUCGCUGUGCACAUCGGGCGGCAAGGAUGCCAAGGUGCUCUUCUGGGAUCUGAGCGAUGGCCGCAAUCUAUAUCCGCUGGAUCAUCAUGAUGUGGUUAAUGCCAUGUCUUUUUCACCCUGCCGCUACUGGCUUUGUGUUGCCUGCGGCUCAUCGAUAAUUGUAUGGGACCUGGCCUCAAAGAAAGCCGCAUUUGAUCUGUGGCUGGAGGAUGUGCCGCCAACGGCCAAAGGUGAUCUGCCACAGUGCCUGUCACUGGCCUGGUCCAUAGAUGGCCAGACACUCUUUGCUGGCUACUCGGACAACAAGAUACGCGCCUGGCAGGUGCUAUCUGGACAAUAAAACUCAAGUCCCACACAUUUCUGGACUUUAUCUAGCAUGACACCAUUUAAUAACUAGCUGAUUUGUUUAUUCUAUGUUAAGGGAAUCAAAUAUUAAAA
Molecule: messenger RNA, 1133 nt
Organism: Drosophila virilis
Lineage: Eukaryota; Metazoa; Arthropoda; Insecta; Diptera; Drosophilidae
Product: small ribosomal subunit protein RACK1
Biological process (GO): rescue of stalled cytosolic ribosome; positive regulation of protein phosphorylation
Cellular component (GO): nucleus; cytosol
Molecular function (GO): translation regulator activity; protein kinase C binding; ribosome binding
Source: RefSeq, a predicted model, not a curated record